CCAAAACGGUGCGUGGCAUUUCUUGCAAAAGCGUCGUCGUUUUAUGAGCUACACGGAUGCCAUCGACGCGAAGCUACGCCGAAGGAUCCUGAUGUUCUCGGCAAACCCUCCAAAGGCCAACACAAUCCGUUCUUUUUGACCCGCUGUGGUAGAUCGGAGAUCAUUCAUUAUAGUUUUUGUUUGGGAUUCGAGAAAAUUUGGGGCCUACGAAAUAUUCAUACUAACCGCUCGGCUUAACUUCCAAAGCUUCAGAUUUCAUUGACACAUCCUUGAUAUGGCAACUAAGCGCAAUGUUCAGUACAGCCGUCUUCCUACUGAUGAGGAUAUUGGUUAUGAUGGAAGCCAAUCUGAUACUCGGUUUGACUAUUCACCGAAAGCCUUUGACAAAGUCCCAUGGAAAUCGAUUGCCCUGGCUCUUUUCUUGCUGUGUCUUGGGUCAUUGCUUCUCUUCCUUUCGUAUUUCAUUUUUACCGGUCACAUGGGAGGAGAAAGGUCCCAAGCUUAUGGCCUCUUAGCUCUCGGGAUACUCACCUUCCUCCCAGGAGGUUGGUGGGCUGACCACUUUGUUGAAAUUGUGGGUACAGGCUUUUAUGAGACACGGAUUGCCUAUUAUUCGUGGAGAGGUGCAAAAGGUUAUCGGUUUGCUUCAAUUCCUGACUAUUAGAAUGUGCCUCUUUGUAAUGAGAUAAUUUGUUUUGACGUAUGCUUGGUAGCUAGUUUUGGUGUAUCGAAGUGUUUGUAUAGAACCUCGUGCAUCUCGGCAUUGUAACUUGUUUUUGUCAUUUCAAUAUAUAAAACCCAUAUAUUUGUUUUGAAGAA
Molecule: messenger RNA, 819 nt
Organism: Ziziphus jujuba (common jujube)
Lineage: Eukaryota; Viridiplantae; Streptophyta; Magnoliopsida; Rosales; Rhamnaceae
Exons: 3
Coding region: 275-664 (129 amino acids)
Cellular component (GO): endomembrane system
Source: RefSeq, a predicted model, not a curated record